Messenger RNA from Aspergillus vadensis CBS 113365, 468 nucleotides. Its product is annotated as 40S ribosomal protein uS13. The transcript has 2 exons. Gene Ontology annotation, molecular function: RNA binding; structural constituent of ribosome. The record is from RefSeq and is a predicted model, not a curated record. Gene Ontology annotation, biological process: translation. The annotation marks the transcript as partial. Lineage: Eukaryota; Fungi; Ascomycota; Eurotiomycetes; Eurotiales; Aspergillaceae. Gene Ontology annotation, cellular component: cytosol; small ribosomal subunit; ribosome.
UUAGCGCUCGUGUCCGGCGAGAAGACGAACUUCCAGUACAUUCUGCGUCUGCUCAACACCAAUGUUGACGGUAAGCAGAAGAUCAUGUACGCCUUGACCCAGAUCAAGGGUGUUGGUCGCCGUUACUCCAACUUGGUCUGCAAGAAGGCCGACGUUGACCUCAGCAAGCGCGCUGGUGAACUCACCACCGAAGAGCUCGAGCGUAUCGUCACCAUCCUCCAGGCCCCCACCCAGUACAAGAUCCCCACCUGGUUCCUCAACAGACAGCGCGACAUCACCGAUGGCAAGGACUCCCAGGUCGUCUCCAACUCCCUCGACAGCAAGAUCCGUGAGGAUCUCGAGCGCCUGAAGAAGAUCCGCUCCCACCGUGGUCUCCGUCACUACUGGGGUCUCCGUGUCCGCGGUCAGCACACCAAGACCACCGGUCGUCGUGGACGCACCGUCGGUGUCAGCAAGAAGAAGAACUAA